CUAACAAAUCCCUAACCUAAUAACACAGACGGCAGAAGUACACUCUUGUAUACUAAGUACAGUAAUUGAAGCGAUCUACAUAUAUUUUUAGGUAUUCUAGGAUUUUCUCAAGCACCGAACAGCCCCUUGCUUCUCGAAGCUAUGGCAGCAAGGAAAAAUCGAGAAAAGGGUAUACUUAUGAGGUGCGAAAUUGAAAGUUUGGCGCGGGAAUUUUAUCUCUACUGUGAUUUGAGUUUAAUCUAACAAGGUGUUUUUCGUGCCAGAAAAUGUGUUUCUUGUUUAUGAAGUGAGUUAUCUUAUGUAGGCAAAGCAAAAUGAUGAGAUUUAUUUGAUCUGAAUAAUGUUUGUGUGGAAUCCCACAUCACUAUUAGCCUUCAAAGUUCUCUGAUUGCUUAGCCUUUACUGGUGAUUCUUGUUUCUGCUUCUGUAGAAUUCUGGGUUUUGAAUAUUUCUACUUGUUAUUGAUGAUGGAAUGCUGUUUUUAGGCUUUCAUUUGGUUAGUGCUGUAGGUGAUUCCAGUGACUUGGUUGUUGAUAGUUUGCUUCCUGAUAUUGGCUUAACUGUUACAAAGCAAAAUGAUGAGUUUGUAGUGACUGAAUUUGAUGUGGAACCCCAUAUCAUCAUAUUGGUCUUCAAAGUUCUCUGAUUGCUUUGCCACUCAGUCCCAUAAGUUUGCAGGAGCCUAAGAAGCCAACUCUAGCUAAAGUUGCUCAUCCCUGUAAUUUUUGAAAAAAGAGAUCUUUUUCCUGUUUGGAUUUCAUAUCUUAAAGUUGCUAUUCACCAUUUUGAAUUCCUUGAAUUUGCUUAAAUAGAGUCCUAAAUGUAAUGAUUGUAGGAUUAACUAGGGCCUGUGCAUUGCUAGGUGGGCUUUGAUCAAUUGUAGUUGUAUGGAGAAACUUGAGGAAAAGCAAGCACCAAAAUUCAUAGUCUGUUUAUGGAUGUCAUUUUUCAGGCUAUACGAGCAUGGUGCAAUAGAAAUAUUUCUUUUUUGUGUGUUAUUGCUGGACUCAGGUUGUAAUAUCACUAGUGCAGCAAGAACUGGGAAGAAGACAUUGUUGUUUAGUGAUUAUAAUUAAAUUCUAAUUACAUGA
Molecule: messenger RNA, 1091 nt
Organism: Rubroshorea leprosula
Lineage: Eukaryota; Viridiplantae; Streptophyta; Magnoliopsida; Malvales; Dipterocarpaceae
Source: the annotation of a GenBank genome assembly